AUGUCGCAACCGCUUUGCAGCUGCGAUUUAUCGCCAUGGCGGCCGUCUCUUUACAAUGUUCAGGAUCCUACGCACAAGUUAGAACACAUACUCCGCCAGAUUGGUCAGCAGCAUCGCUUGAAAGAUCUGAUCCGGCUCGACGUCUCGGACCUCUGGCUCCCUGUCCCGAAGAAGAUAGUCCAAAGACUGUUGGGACACAGGUAUACCAAAUCCUUCUUGAACUCACAAAGCCAACAUAUGGACGAUGAUCUGCAGCUGAAUCUUACCGGCGAACACGUUGCUCUACUUGACUCAGACUCAAUCGGAUUUGACGAGGGCGAGCUACUCGGAAAGGGGGGCUUCGGCGAGGUCUAUCAAGUCUUCCAUCCAUGGACUGAGAUCGGAUAUGCGAGAAAAGUCAUCACUCGCCCUACUUACAAGUAUCAAGAGCAUCGGGAUGUAAUGAAAUGCUUCAAGCACGAGCUUUCUGCAAUGCAGCGAGUGCAGCAUCUUCAUUGUGUAGAUCUGGUAGCAUCGUGUACCUCGCCGGAAGCAGUCAUCCUCGUUUCAUCACCUGUAGCGGACCGAAAUCUUGCCCAGAUGUUGAAUUCCGAUCUCUCGAACCUCGAUUUUGAAAUACUUCGCACUUCUCUUGGAUGUAUCACUCACGAGUUUACCAAUGGCGAUGCGUCGACCACAACAGGUCCAGCAGAGCACACCACACCCCGCUAUCGAGCUCCAGAAGUCCUCGACUGUGAGCCUCGAAACAGACUUACAGAUAUAUGGGGUUUAGGUUGCGUACUAUUCGAAAUCCUGGCUCGGUUGCAAGGCCACAAAUUGAGUGCUUUGAUAGGAACAUGGCAUGAGACUGAUAACAGAGAGGUCAGCUUCGCCAGGAAUUUACAGGCUGUCGCCCACUGGUUCGAAAAGUUGACAGGUGAGCGCGACAAUACACAGCACGGCUAUAAUCGCAAGUACACGUGGCUGUGUUCCUUCACCUACUAUGUAAUGCUCAAUCAGACGAGACUACGGCGACCGUCAGCGGCACAAGUUCUGAGGAGGCUGCAAGAUUUGGACGCAAUCUAUCCAGUCGAUAUAAUAGUGAAGCCUUGUUGUGUGGUCCGUGCAGCGUCUAUCACAUCACGAAUGGCCUCUUCCGAUUGCAUUCCGCAGUGGCCCAUCUUGGACUUGAUGUUGGCAGACAAGAACUUGUCACACAUUUUCCUCGACACGAACCUCCACAUACUCGGUAUGAGCGGAAACAUAUCGAAUCUCCAUGAUGUGAUGGCGGUUGCCACGACCCAAUUCAAUCCUUCCAGACUCGUGGACCUUCUUCCGAUUCGGACUGCAAUGUCUGGUAUACAAACCAUGGCUCGUUCGAUGCUACCUACUGGGAGCACCCAGGUAUUUGGGCUAGGGAAGGACGGUGACCUUCUUGCAGAAUUACUAUACAGCACAUUCACUGCAAGUAUCAUAGAUACACUUUUCAGGGUUGACACACUCAACCUCAUAUUGGAUGAAGACAUGCUACCUCGGCCGCGAACAGUCCAACUGAGUCUACUUACGGUCUGUCUAGAGCGCCUCCCUGACUACAAAGUCCCUUUCUUGGUCCUGACCUUCAACCCUACCGAAAGAGAAGUCACAGGUCUGUCCUACCGAGAGGGAAAAGAGCUCUGGACCGAUGGUCUUAGUAUUGCUGCUGUGACAUUUGGAAAGAUAGAGACGGAAAAAUAUGGAAUCAUUGCAAAGGCUGUGGAAGCGCGACGAGCAAGAUACAACAAGCUUCUCAACGAAAACAGAAUCAUCGUAAAGGUGAACUUCAUGACGCACUCUCUUGACAAUGAGAACAGGAAGCUGACAAAUUGA
Alternaria burnsii is the source of this 1845-nucleotide messenger RNA. RefSeq lists its product as uncharacterized. Bases 1 to 1845 code for a protein of 614 amino acids. The record is from RefSeq and is a predicted model, not a curated record. Gene Ontology annotation, molecular function: ATP binding; protein serine/threonine kinase activity. Gene Ontology annotation, biological process: protein phosphorylation. NCBI's taxonomy places the organism in Eukaryota, Fungi, Ascomycota, Dothideomycetes, Pleosporales, Pleosporaceae. Gene Ontology annotation, cellular component: cytoplasm. The transcript is spliced from 3 exons.